CUUAACUGAUGGAGUGUUUUUUUAAAUUAUCAGAACUUAAUCGUAAAUACUAUGCGGUACAGUGAACACCGAGUCUUAUUUUCGUGGAACUUUUAUCUUUGACACACGACAGAAUGAAACUAGGGUUUGGCUUUUGGAAUAUUUAGAUAACAUGGAUACAUUUUCUCCUAUAGCCCACCCUGGAAAAAAUACAAAAGCCAUAGACGAACACAUAACAGAUAUAAUCAAUAAAUAUUUUACAAAAGAACAAGCUUCGUUUUUCAACAAAAAUGAUGGAACAAAUCGAAAGCAUAUCAAAACAGGAGAAACUCCUUUGCACAUCGCUAUAAGGUACAAACAAACAGAAUGCGUAGAACAACUGAUUUUACUUGGGGUUAUGAUACAUACCAAAGACAGAAUAGGAAAUAAGCCAAUACAUUCUGCUGCUAUGUAUGGACAUUCUGAUAGUAUUGAAUUCCUGUUGAGAAAAAAACAGGAACUUGUUCAUGAAAUAAAUGAUCGAAAAGAAACACCUUUGCAUCUAGCUGUUCGGUAUGGUCAUUGUCCUUCUGCCGCAUUGCUAAUCAAAAAUGGAGCUUCAUUACAAGUCGAAGACAAUAUUAGAGAUACACCAAUACAUACAGCAAUACAGUACAAACAGAAAGAAUGUUUACAACUUCUUCUUGAAAAUGGAAGUUCAGUGUUUGUUCUGAACAGAACAGAUGAUUCACCCAUGGCAGCAGCUCAAGAUUUACAAGAUGAAUCGCUUAUUGGUAUAUUGCAGGAGUAUCAAUUUCAAGGAUUAUUUAGUGAUAUGGCAGGGCUUGGCAUUGAAACAAAAGAGGAGUUUGAGAGUAUGCUGAGUAGCGGGUCAUACCGUUGUUAUUGGAACAGAUCAUUUUUGGUUGGUGCUUAUAAUGUUGGUAAGACGACUUUGGCAAAGAAUUUGGUUGGCGAUCCAAUUCCAGAAGAAAGAAGGUCUACAGAUGGAAUUUGGAUUUAUCUCGGUAGAGCUGGGAUGGAUAUAGACGAGAAAAAAUGGAUUUUUGUCCCACAAGGUACAGUAUUAAACGCAGCAGUUCAAAGCAUGCUGAUAAGUUCUAGCCAACAACAAGAAUCGAAAGAAAAAAUGGAAAACCUUGAAGAUAGUGAUGACACUGGUUAUGAUGAAAGCAAUGCUAUAUUUCUAAGAGAAGUUUAUGCGGAUAAAAACACGAAUAGAGGAAGGAAACUCCUGCCAAAUCCAGUGAUAACAACAGGAACAGAAGUGAAUACGAGAAAGCAAUUCCCUACGCCAGGUCCUUCUCUUUCCGAAACAGGACAAACGGAUCCCAAUAAAAGUGAUAAGUCAGAUGCUCCAGUGCAAGUUUCACAUACAGUACAGCAAAUAUCGUUUAAAGAGGAAAAAUUCAGAGAAAAAAUACUAACAAACGAUGAAAUCCUCAACUUGGUUUUAUCGGCAGUCAAGGAUGGUGAAUACAAGAUGAAACUGGUUCCAAUAGAUUUAUGGGAUUUUGGAGGCCAAAAAAUAUACUAUAUGACCCAUCAAUUGUUUAUAUCAAGCAGAGGAAUAUUCAUUAUAAUUUUUAAUGGCAGCAAGGAAAUUCACAAGGAAAUGUCAGAUCUAUCGCACCUUCCAGGUCAAUCCGGAAAGAAAACAAUGGCAGUUUACUUAUUGCAUUGGGUCAACUCUAUACUUACUUACUGCAAAACAUCAAAAGCUGGAUUUCCUAAAAUACUGUUUGUUGCCACUCACAAAGAUCUGAUCAAAAAGGCAAAUAUAAUUAAACAUAAGGAAAAACUCACUGGUUCUAUAGAGAAACUGUUUGAACACCAUACCGGAAGAAAGCAUCUUCAGAUUAACCCACUCUUCUUUGUAAAUGCCAAAGACAAAAAUGACCUGGAAGUAGAUGAAUUGCGUAAGGCAAUAGUAGAAGUUGCAUUUGCACAUCCAAGUUGGGGUGAACCAAUGCCAACCGUGUGUGUUCCUUUGGAUCUACAACUUAUGGAGCAUGCCAAGAAUGGUCGGAAAAUUAUGUCACUGGUUGAAAUUGAAGAAGUUAAUGCUACAAAUAAUACGAUGGUACUGACAGCUUCCCAACUUACUACCUUUUUGAAGUUACAGCAUGCACUUGGGAAAUACAUCUACUUCAGUGAAGGCCAGUUGAACAAGUACGUCGUCAUUGAUCCAUCUUAUUUAGUUGAGGUCCUUAAAUCUGUAGUCACAGAAGAAGAGUUUUGGCCUGAAAAUGAAGAAGUCAGAAAAAUCUAUUUGUCUUUAAGAGAUGAAGGCAUUUUAAGAAAGGUCGAUCUUCUUACGUUAUGGGGACAAGAGGAAUACCGACAUAUACAAGCAUACAAGGAUUAUUUGAUAAACAUGCUGAUAUAUUUGGAUAUCUUAAUUGAACCCAGGUCAAAUGUCUUAGAAGAAGCUGGUGUAGAAAUUGAAACGCAAAAAUACUAUGUGCCUUGCAUGAUCAAACAAAAAGCAAAAAGACCAAAAGUAAAAUCCGAUUCCAGUAUCCUCUUAGCAUACGCUUUCAAUGAAGAUGUCAUACCUCCAGCCUUCAUGUACAGAUUUCUUGGUACUUCUAUGUCAAUGUGGACGAUCAAAUCAAUAUUCACCGACUGUGCAAUCGUUCAUGUUGACGAUUGCCAUGAAUUAAUAUUAUAUGCAGACGGGAAAAGGCUAAUUAUAGAACUAGUUCAUAAAACAAGAAAGCAAAGUAUUGUUGGAACUGUUGCAUCUACGGUACAAGAGUGUUUGACAAGAGCUAUCAUUGAAAUAUCUAAAUUUUACUGGUCCGCCACAGAUAGCGAUUUUUCAAUUGAUUUAGAGUCAACAAAGAAGACCGUUUCGGAGUUUUCAUGCGUUCAAAUUGAUGAAAGGACAGGGAAUCAACAACGGAUAAUCCCUUAUGUAAUAGAGUUUGGUGUUAGGUGCUCAUCUACUUUAUGUUUCUUCCAACAUAACCUGACCACAGAAAAUCAGAACUACCGUUGGAAAUGUCCAAAGCACAAAAAGAAACAUGAUACUAAGGACCUACGACUGUGGUUUGCUGAAAAAAAAAUACAGAAUGUAAAUAAGAGCUAUGAAUUGGUUUGUGAACAGUCAUGCUUAGGUUUGGGAGAAUUGGAACUCGACCAGUGUCCCUCAGAUCAACACAUUGGACGUCUUGUCUUUGGUUUAAACGUUGAAGUAGUUAGGCAGUUGUUUAUCAAUCUAGAUAUGCAAGCAUGUCAAUGGGAUGGUUUGCAAUACGAAUAUACCUGCUCUGAAAAAUUAAAAUUCUUUGCGUUGUGGAAAUGGAAACAAAAAGAAAAAAACUCAACGUUUAGGCAUCUAGUAAAUGCUUUGAAUACUGUAUCGACAGAUCAUCAUAAAUUGUGUGAAGUCUUCAGAAAUAUAGAGAUACCUUCUGAUAAAUUACGUGUAACUGAUGCAGCCUUGUCAACAACCCCAGAUAGGUCCGUUCUUGAAAACUUGUCAAACAACAUAGGAAAAGAAAAUCUGCAGCUUGGCCUAGAGCUAGGGUUAAAGGGUGUAGAAUUGCAGGAAAUUGCAUUCAAGCAUAAAACUAAUUUGAUGAAGCAGACCACAGAAAUCCUUAAACAAUGGAGAAGGAGUGAACAGCCAUUAUCUGUCUUAGCUAAAGCAUGUUACAGAAUUGAUCAAUUCGGUGCUUUUGACAAAUGCGUCUAGAGUUGAUACAGAAUUCAUAGUUUAACACUUGACAGUAACGAUAAUGAAUGUUUUGAUAUUUUUUUAAUUAAUUUAUAAGAUCCAUGAAAUACAAGAUCCAUGAAGAAUGCAUGUAAAAUAUAGAUGCAUAUUUAAUCUAAUAAAAUUAUAGCAUUUA
Molecule: messenger RNA, 3839 nt
Organism: Mytilus trossulus (common blue mussel)
Lineage: Eukaryota; Metazoa; Mollusca; Bivalvia; Mytilida; Mytilidae
Exons: 17
Coding region: 152-3682 (1176 amino acids)
Molecular function (GO): protein binding
Source: RefSeq, a predicted model, not a curated record